Molecule: messenger RNA, 269 nt
Organism: Penicillium pulvis
Lineage: Eukaryota; Fungi; Ascomycota; Eurotiomycetes; Eurotiales; Aspergillaceae
Exons: 2
Coding region: 1-198 (65 amino acids)
Source: RefSeq, a predicted model, not a curated record
AUGCAGUUCAUCACCGUCGUCAUUGCUACUCUGGCCGCCGUUGCCUCUGCCUCUCCCUCCGCCCGGGCUGCUGAGAAGCGCUCCUGCGUCGCCAACUACGAAGUUGCCUGCACCUCUGGCGGCGACCCUUGCUGCGAUGGCUGGCAGUGCGUUGGUGCCACUGAGUGGAACGCCGGUGUCUGCAUCCCCAACUACUAAGGGUGCCAAAGAAGGAUUUGAUAUUUGUGCGGGCAUAAAUAGAAAUCCAUGAUAUUUCCUUCUGUCUCAUC